Molecule: messenger RNA, 4809 nt
Organism: Stylonychia lemnae
Lineage: Eukaryota; Ciliophora; Spirotrichea; Sporadotrichida; Oxytrichidae
Source: the annotation of a GenBank genome assembly
AUGGCUUAUUAAACUUAAAUUGAUAAUCACAACACUUAAAUUGGGGUGAAUUAUGACGGUACUUUUCGAGAGGUGAGAGUUUGGAAUCCUUCAGAAGACUAUAAGCAUUUUAUUAAGAAGGCCAUUCUCAAUCCAUAAACGAACAACUAAGAUGAGGUCUUUUAUCAUUGGAGCUUUCCAACAUCUUUAUAUCUGGUAACUAGUUACUUAAGUCCAAAUAUACCCAUUAAAUAAUAUGAAAAGCUGAACGAAUGCAAGUACGGAAGUUACUUUUCAGGUUAAUCUUGCCAUUAUGACAUUUUCAAUGUCAUCAAAGCAACGAAUGAGCAGAGUCCACUAUUAAUGAAAGUUAAUCAGAGCAUGCCCCUAUAGGACUAUAGUAUAGGUUUCUGGUUUAAGCUUUAAAUUUUAUAAGAUUAGAAUAUCCUGUGUGGCGCUACUCCUUAAAUUUCAAACUUUCUAUAUUUAAAAGCAUCAACUACAUAAGCAACAUUAAAUCGUCAACUCGAAUUGAUGUAGAAUAAUUGCUAAUUUAUUCUGACAAAUACUUAUGAUAUUGAUCUAUAGCCUAGAAUUUGGUAUUAAAUCGGAGUCUCUGUUUAAAAUGCGUAAUUGCCUCAAAGAGAACAUUUUGCAGCAAUAACUGACUAUAGUGCUAAACACUUUAUUGGAUCUGUUUAAAAGAAUCAAAUCACAUGUCCUAGUUUUGCAAUGGUGAAUAAUGAACCUGAUGCUGAGGUUUAUCUUUGCAAGGACAACAACUUUGGAAAUGCAGGCCUUAGUGUCAAGUAUAUCUAUUUUUUAUCAGACUAUGCCAUAACUGCUAACGAUAUGUUUACUACGACAAGAGUGGUUUGGAAAAUGAUCGGGUUAAAGCCAGCUCUUUACUUAACUUUUAACAACAUUUAAGGAAAGAUCUGGGCCUAUGAUUUAGCAAAUGACUAGAAUAUCGUGACUCUUAGAAGCUCAAUUACAGAAUAAUCAUUAUACUGGGAUUUUGAGUAAUUUGGACCGAAGAUGUGCCAUUCCUAUUAUGAAAUUUUGGACUUAGAUAGAAUGAUAUGCAUUCCAAGAUAUGCAAUGUACCAUAAUCAGUCAAAUGUUCUAUUAAGUAAUAUUGGAUUAUCAAAUUCUUGGUCACCUAGCUACAAAAUGUCCAUAGGGUUUUUUUUGAAAACUGUAUUUGGGGGUAAUGGUGUUACCAAUCACAUCAUGACUGUAAAUCCUUUCGGAAUAUCAUAGUAUGUCUUAUACAUUAGAGGGUUCUCCAGUCCUUUAAUAUUAAAAAACCUCAAGGUUAUCCUAUUGGUUGCACAUUGCUUUUAUUAAAAAUACACAAUCUAUGAAUCUGGUAUCAACCAAACUUCAACUUCUUCUACAAUAACAGACACUGUCAAUUUUGAUAAUUAGAUCUAUCUAGGACAAAUACCUGACACCACAAAUCCUGUUGGAUUUCAGGGAUAUAUCAGACAAUUCAAGGUAUAUGAUAUAGCAUUAAUAAGUUCAUAAAUUAUGAAUUACAUGGUAAACAAUAAUUAAAAGGAUAAGGGUCUUAUUAGUUAUUUUCCAUUUGAGGAGAGUAACUUUAUUGAAAAGCUGUAUGAUUAAGGUCCUACUAACAAUUUGAAAACACCCCUUAGCACAAAUGGGUAUACAUAGCUUUUUACUACUCUUUAUCAAACCAUGGACAAAUUUAAUUGGACUUAUUACUAUGAUUAUCAAGUGAUUGCAGAUUUCAGUGGAGUUGUAAAUCUUGAGGCAUCUCCAGAAUGGUCAAUUAGCUUUAGAUUUAGGUCUGGUGUAGACUUAAGUACAGAUAAAAUCUUGUUUAAGAUAUCAAACUGGCUUUAAAUUAAGCGAUUAGGCAACUCAAGCUUUGAAUAUUACUUCCAGUAGUAGGAUGAAACUUUAAGAUCAAUGGCUACACCUGAAAUAGGUCUUUCCAAUUGGCAUAGUUUUGCUACGACAUUUCCAGCUAAUCUAAAAACCUAAACUGAUUAUUUGAUAAUUCUAAAUAACUAGAGAUUUUACAAUCCUGGUGGAUAUCCUAUGCCAGGUGGCGGUCUUAUUGGGGAUUUAUCUUUCAAAACAGUAACUAGAGAAAUUAGAAUUAUGAAUACAAGGAUGUCAGAUACAUUUUUAAGACAGUAUAGUAUGAAAAAGAUGGAUGGCCUCUACUAUAGUAACCUUUUAUUCUACUCUUCCAACCAAUAUCACUAUAAUCAACCAAAUAAUUUGAGAUAUUUCAUCAAAGGUUAAUUGAUUUAAGACCUCUAUCAAAUCUUAUAUUCAGCCUAUGAAUUAAAUCCAGGGAUAAUAUGUGAAGAGGAUUAAUUUUACAAUGGAUAGGAGUGCAAGACUUACAAAUAUCUCAGAUUUAGAGAUGAUUUGCUCCAUGACUUUGAUCUCCCAAUGACUGACCCAUUAAAAAUUAAAGUGAAUCAGGUUAGCACUGUCAAUAAUUAUGACAUAUCAACUGCUAUUAAGCGAAAUGAAUUAAUAGAAGAUGGGCUAAGAAUCUGGAGAAAACUAGUUUUCAGAUUUCAAUAAAUUAAUCAAAAUGAUAUCGAGGGAUAUAAAUACUUAUAUGACAUAUCACCUUUUGCAGCACUUAUCACUUUCAGUGCAAUUAAAUAUAUCAGAAUAUGUCCUUUAACAUGUGAUCUAACUUUAGCUUAUUUAAUUAUUUACAAAGAUCAUAACUUAUAUGAAAAUAAGCAUUUCUAUUACAAAAAACCAAUACCCAAUUUAGUUUAUGGAUUCUGGCCAUUGAAUGAAGGGACUGGAGAUACAAUUUAUGAUUAUAGUAUGUAUUAGAACAAAUAUAAUAGAGAUUGGGGAAUGGAUUUAUGGCUCAAUUUUCAAUUCUCUGAUGGAUAUACAUCAAAAGAAAUUCCUAUCAUCAAAUCAGAUCCAACUUGCACAACAGAUUCUCAAUCAAUGAAAUUUUACAUGAAUAUUACUCGAGAUUCAAUAACCAUGCAAAAUUUUGUUAAUAUUUACACUAAGGAUUAUUCAGGUACUAUAGAUCAUCUUAAAGAAUACAAAGAGAUAAUUGAGAAUAAUUGGAUACAUAUUGCUGUAGUUAAUAUCUUCAAUGAAGCUCAGAAUACAAAAGCACUAUACAUAAAUAUCUAACCUCCUUCAACUACUCUAUUAGCGGGAUCAAAACUUUCUUCUUGUGAUCUUUUAUUAGGGCACUCUGAUACAAUUACUGUUUCUGAUAAUAAAUUUAGUUUGAAAAAUUUUAGGAUAUGGAACGAGGCGCGAUCUAUUCCUCAGAUUGCUUAGGAAUCUCUUUCAAAAUCAUUAGGAAUAGGCGAACUUAAUCUUAUGAAGUAUUAUAAAUUCAAUAAGGAAAGCGAACUAUAUGAGACAGUGGCUGAAAGCUAGUUCAUAAUUGGUGGUAAUUGCUUGAUGAAAUCAUACAUUGAUACAUUUCACCUUGAUUGUCCUCUUGGAUUUUCUUAUUCACAAGUCAAUGGAAGAUGCGAACAAGUACAUGCUAUACCAAUCUAGCAAUUCCUCCAGUAAGUGGGAGAUUUCAGAGACAGUCAAUAGCUUAAUUUUUUUGGAAAAAGGUAAAAUUUUACAUGCAUGACUGGGACUGAAAUAAAAGAGUUCUCAAGCGACAAAGCUGAAUGUAUACCAUGCAAAUCGCCUUGUCUUACCUGUUAAAAUAAGCCAGAUUUUUGCACUAGUUGUGGAGAUGACACAGUUUUAGAUGAUGAGGGACAAUGCUUACCUUGUUCAGCAAUUCUAGGCCAUGAGUUUCCAAUCAUAAAAUUUUAUGGGAGGAAAUCAUGUACGGAGACAUGUGGUGAUGGAGUAAGGUAUUUAUAAAACGAAUGUGAUGAUGGAAAUAUUUAAGACAAUGAUGGAUGUUCAUCUAAAUGUGAAGUUGAAUCUCAAUAUACUUGUAGUGGAGGAUCUUAAAUUACUAAAGAUAUCUGUCAUGAUUUGAUAGGACCAGAAGUUCAAAUAAUUGAAAUUAGUUCGCAGAGUAAAUAAAUAUUUUUGUAGUUCGUAGAUAACAAUGGAUAAGUAUUCACUGAAUUACAAGAGAUUUCAAAGAUAUAAAUAGAAUUGCAGAUUACUGGGGUUGAUGGAGGCUCUAGAUAUCAGAUAUAUGCAAGUAUACCUGAGGAUUUUUCUAAAAACGGAAAAAUUUACCUUGAGUUUAAUCCUCGAUUUUCUAUAGCAGAAACAGGUGCUUUUGUUUAAGUUAUUUUUAAGGAUUCUAAGGAUUUUUAUGAUUAGUUCAAUAAUCCUCUGAAAAAUCUCAAGACAAACUUUCACUAAUUAAAGAAAUAUGACUUAAUAGAACCAUCAUUAUUAGCAUCAAUAAAAGAAGUUGGAUAAUCUGCAAGCUAUACCACAUAAAUUAUUUUAGCUUUUAACUUUAUUUUAUCAUUUGCUCUUGAAAAGGCUCUUGACUCAUUAUAUUCAGCUAUUAACUCAGUGUAGAUAUUGUUUUAUCUUCCAUUGAUAGAUUUACCUUAUCCUCAAUUUAUGCUUGAGAUUUUUAAAUAUCUUGAGUAUGCUAACUUUGAAAAUCAGUUUAUAAAAGAUCCGUUAUCUUAACGAAUAAAUUUUGAUAGCAUCUAUGACCAACCACUAAACAAUGCUUUCUAUAAUUUUGGAUUUGAAAACUAGCUUUUGAACUCAGUAAUAGCGCUCUUUGCUAUCUUAUUUGUCACUAUUUAUCCUUUCAUUACACUUAAUAUUAUCAACAGGUUCUUAACGAAUGAUGCUAUUAUUAGCCUGCAAGUGGAGAGAAAUGUCAAAGAAUUCAGCAAGUUACCCUGA